Messenger RNA from Megalobrama amblycephala (Wuchang bream), 2822 nucleotides. It is a transcript of the gene dolpp1, whose product is annotated as dolichyldiphosphatase 1. The transcript has 8 exons. The coding region runs from base 247 to 963 and encodes 238 amino acids. Gene Ontology annotation, biological process: lipid biosynthetic process; protein N-linked glycosylation. Gene Ontology annotation, molecular function: dolichyldiphosphatase activity. Gene Ontology annotation, cellular component: endoplasmic reticulum membrane; intracellular membrane-bounded organelle. The record is from RefSeq and is a predicted model, not a curated record. Lineage: Eukaryota; Metazoa; Chordata; Actinopteri; Cypriniformes; Xenocyprididae.
ACAUAGUUGAUAUCAAUUGAAGAGGAUCUCCCCAUUCACUUAAUUUUUCUUCUUUCAUUUGAAUAAAUCCAAUUUUCAUUUGUCCAGCCGGAUUGGACGGCUGUUCCCGUGCAGAUUUUUUUCCUUUGAAAACGCGCUUGGUGAAUGGCCGCGCGUCGUGGAAGCGUCCGGUGAAUCUGAUUGGUCGAACGCGUCGGGGCGUUUCAUUCUGAUUGGUCGACGACUGAUGCCCGGUGUCCGGGUAAGAUGGCGUCGGAAGAGCAGUGCUCGGCACCACCUCGAUGGCGGUCGAUAUCCUUAACCCACGUAGAGUAUCCGGCUGGUGAUCUGACGGGGCAGGUAUUGGCCUGCAUGAGUCUGCUGCCCAUAGCGAUCCUCGUCGGAUUUGUCACUCUGAUCGUCUUUAAGAGAGAACUACAUACGAUCUCUUUUUUUGGGGGUUUGAUCAUGAAUGAGGGGCUAAACUGGCUUCUCAAACACAUUCUACAGGAGCCUCGACCGUGUGGAGGAGGUCACAGCUCAGUCACGACAGAGUAUGGGAUGCCUUCCAGUCACUCUCAGUUCAUCUGGUUUUUUGUUGUAUACUUUUUUCUUUUUCUUUAUUUAAGAAUGCAUCAGACGAACAAUGCCAGGUGUGUUGAAUUGUUAUGGCGGCAUAUACUGUCCAUCAUUCUACUGUCCGUGGCUCUGUCCGUUUCAUACAGCAGAGUCUACCUCCUGUACCACACCUGGAGUCAGGUGAUUUAUGGGGGUGUGGCUGGUAUGGUGAUGGGAGUGGUUUGGUUUUUUAUCACCCAAGAGGUGCUUACGCCACUCUUUCCCAAGAUAGCAGCCUGGCCCAUCUCAGAGUUUUUUCUGGUGAGAGAUACAAGUCUCAUUCCCAACAUCCUGUGGUUUGAAUACACAGUAACCAGAUCAGAAGCCAGAAACAGACAACGAAAGCUGGGAACGAAGCUUCAGUGAUUUGCUGCAAAACCCCAGUGAAAACUGACCAUACACACACAUGCACACACACACACACACUCUCAAACACACUGGAGUUUCAUAGUCUGGACUGUUCUUGUUGAUGUGAAAGCGCAGAACAGUGUACUUGUGGACCAAAGGAGCGAGUUUGAAUCGCAGACGUGACCGUUAUUAUCACAUGACCCAACCGUUCGCACGACAACAUGGCCUUCUCCUCCCCCCGUCCUUAGGCUGCCCCUGCGUUCCUAAUGCAUGCAGACCGUGCAAGAGACAAAGCUAUUUAAUGACAAAUGUAAUAUAUAUUUUAUUCAUUAACGUUCACAGGGACGAUCUUAACGGUGACGUGGAGUGAGGUGGAAGUGAGUGAAAGAGAGUUUUACAACGUGGCAAACCUAUCAGCAUGGCAUUAUUUUUAUUUAAACGACACGUUAAAGGACCAGGGAAAGGAAAGUGAGAAUUUAAGGCUGGGUAGUAAAAACAGGAGAGGAGGAGGAGGGGAGGAAUGCAGAAACAAAUGCCAUAUUGAAAACAGACGAGGGGGGUGGGGGAAAGAAAAUAGCUUUUGCUCGUUUGUAUAUCCUAAAAGAAAGAAAUCUUCCAGGUGAAUAUCGCAUAAAGGUCAUGUUUUACCCCAAAAUAAUUUUUUUGCAUUUUUUAUUCUCAUUACUGUUAUUUUUACUGCAUAUUGCAUUACAGAAUGUGCUUUCUUGUCAUGAAAAUUGUUGUCAUAAUGGUCCAAAAACAGGCUUUGUUUUCUUUAAGCAAAAUACAUUUCUUUCUUUUGAUUUUGGGGUGAAACGCAACACGUUCUCGACAGGCUUUGCGAAAUUCACCUUGGAUUCCUGUCAAAAAGUGUAAUGUAAACUGAAAUAAUUUGCACUUUGUCAAUUCGAAAGACUUUAAAAAAAGUCAUAUUAACACUAGUUUUUUGUAGAGGCAAGGAUUCUUGUAUUUCUGCUCUUUGCCAGUCCUUUUUGUUUUAAAGUUUGUCCACUGACAGAUGGUCACCCAAGCAGCCCUUUUGCUUUCGAUUUUUCCUCCAGAUGUCCGUGAGCAGGAUUUGCUAAAUGUUUUGUGCAUAAAGGCAUUUCAGAACAUGGAGAUGUUACAACUAGUUCCAGAUUUAUUUCAAGUGGUGCUGGGAACAAAAUUAGGUCAUGGGAACAAAAUUAGUGCCUGUGUUUGGUCAGAAUAAUGUAGUACUUCUGUUUCAACCCUAUUCACGUUAUCUUGUGUUGUACUUGCAAAAGGCGUUUCAUUCUGCAACAUCACAUAUCGCCUUUUCCAGAUUUAUUGGGCCUUAAUUCAGCAGAUGGCUCCAUUGCAUCAUGUUUGUUUCAGUGUGCAGAUGAUAUGCAGUAAUAUUUAAUAAUAUUUGAAUUGUCAUUCCUUUUUUAUUAAUGCAAUGAACAUCUCAAAGGAUGCAUUUUGACAGUGCAGAAAAUAAUUCUCAGCUUUUUAAUAUUAACACUUUUUUUUUUUUUUCUAUUUCUGACCCAUUUUUCCCCUGAUGUGGGCCAUUUUCUCACCUGACAUCUCUGCUCUAAUUUCCGCUUAAAACAUUCCCAUAAUACCACUUUUGAGUAUUUAAGGACGGCUUUGCAACUGCUACAACAGGAAAAGAUUACAUGUCAAAUGGAAAUAUGAAAAAGGACAUAAUAAAAAUCUGAACCCAAUCCUCAGGUGAACUCUAGCAUGUACCGAGGCCUCUGUUCUUUUAGGAUGAUGUAGAAACUGUCUGUGACGGGGUGUUUAUAUAAAGGGAAGGGAGGUUAUUAUUGCAUAACUCUAAGAUGAUCCUCUCUUUUAUCAUGUGUAAUUCAUAUCAGGCUGAAUAAAAAACAAAAUAUGUUUAUGUA